UAUUUUUUCAGACAAAAAUUAAAAAUAAAUUUUUCAAAUUUUUCUUGUUGAAGAUUAUAGCUUUGAAGACUAAGAAGCAGUAUCAUACAACAAUGUUAAGAAGUAUAGCAGGGUUAGCCAGAGGUUCUUCGGGAACUCAAAGCUUGGCUUUGGUUACUUUGAAUAACAAUUUGACUCAAAUUCGUACAGCUACCAAAAGAGUGUCUGGUUCUAAAACCAACAAGAAUGAUUCAGCUGGUAGAAGAUUGGGUCCAAAGGCUUAUGAAGGUAACUACGUUAAACCAGGUACAAUUAUAAUGAGACAAAGAGGUACCAAGAUCCAUCCUGGAGAAAAUGUGAGGAUUGGUAUCGACCACACUAUAUAUGCUGUUGAACCAGGGUAUGUUAGAUUCUACUUGGAUCCAUUUCACCCAUUAAGAAAAUAUGUUGGUGUUUCAUUACAAAAAGAUGUCAAGUUACCUAUACCACAUUUUGAACCUAGAGUGAGAAGAUUUGGAUACAUUGAAUUGCAAGAUCCUGAACAAGCUCAAAAGGAAGAAGACCGUAAAUCAAGAAAAGAAUACCUUUAUCAAUCUCAGUUAGAACAAAAAGCUUUACAAAAGGAAAAUUUUAAAAAUGACACCAUCACUAAAUUCAAAGAAGUUUUACAAAAGGAAUUUGCCGUAACAGAUAAAGAUGUGGAAUUAGCAUCUACUAGAUUCUUCAAUAUAUUGACAUUAUCUAAUGCUGGUCAUAGCAUAGAAUCUGCCAAAACUCAAGAAACUUAUAAUUACUUUUAUUCCUUAAAAUUAUCUGUACAGAAAGGAGAGCUAUCAAAAGAAGAAGAAUCAACUAAGAGAUCUGAAUAUUUAACUUUCAAAGAUCAAAUAGAAAGUCAAGUCAACUUGGAUGUUAAUGGUUCAUUAUACAAAUAUUUAACUCCAGAAGAAGUUUCAACAAAACAAAAGGAAAUAACUCAAAAAUUAGAAACUGAAUAUUAUAAAGUGCUUUCACCAAAAGAAAAGACAGAAGUUUCUAGAUUAAUCAAUACUGCAGGUAUAUUUUCCGUGUCUGAAAGACAAUCAUUAACCAAUCGUUUCUUACCAUCAUUUGUUCCGUACGAUGUUCCAGGAUCUGUCAUUGAAGACAUUGAUCCAGAAAACAUUCCAAAAGACGUUGUUGCUCAAAGAGUUUUCGAUGAAGCUACAAGAAAAGCUAAGUUGAUCGGUAGACCAAAAGCUGCAUUAGCUUAAACUUGUUAUACAUAGAAAUAAUUAAACUUGUAAAUAUACAUUCCCAGACUAU
Molecule: messenger RNA, 1284 nt
Organism: Scheffersomyces coipomensis
Lineage: Eukaryota; Fungi; Ascomycota; Pichiomycetes; Serinales; Debaryomycetaceae
Gene: MRP7
Product: mitochondrial 54S ribosomal protein bL27m
Exons: 1
Coding region: 93-1232 (379 amino acids)
Biological process (GO): translation
Cellular component (GO): mitochondrial large ribosomal subunit; ribosome
Molecular function (GO): structural constituent of ribosome
Source: RefSeq, a predicted model, not a curated record